AUGGAUUACUCUGCUGGAUAUGAUGUAAGUUAUGUUUUGUUACCAAAAUUUAUUUUCUUGAUAUAUUUGAAUUUAAAAUGGAUGAAAUCUAAUAAUAAUAUGACUAUCGUUAAACCACAAAAUCUUUUAGGAAUCCUACGGCGGCUCCGCUCCACCCCAGGACUACUCCAACUACGGUUACGGAGCUCCGGUGAUGCCACCACGAGGUGGAAUGCCACCCACUCGUGGAGGACCAGCACCACGCGGUGCCGGCCGUGGUGCACGUGGUGGACCACCAAGAGGAGGCGGACAUCCAGGACAACGCCCUCCAGCCGGCUACGGCGGCGCUUCGGCCUAUGAUCAAGGCUACAACCAAGGUUAUCAACAACAGCAACAACAACCCUACGAGCAAAGCCCACUGGAUGCGGAAGUGGAGAUUGUGACGAGGGAAAUGCAUCAAGAGAUUGGACUGCUGGAUCAAGGAGGAGAGUAUGGAGAACAGUUUAAGAACGCUAGAAGAUUGUUGGUCACUGGUAAGGGUUAUGGUCGAUUUUUGAGGUUUUAGAAAAAGUUUUUUGAACAUCUCUAUAAACUAGAGUCACCGAUAAUGAAAUAAAACCCCAACUUUUACUAUUUUUCAUAUAUAAACCAUGUUCUUUGCAGAAGUGGAACGUCUCGAGAACAACAUUGAUCCAGAAUGGUUGGAAGUUGACGUCGAAAAGCCGAUCCGCCUAAUCAGAAAGGUCCUCAUCCCUACUUUCCGCCACCCACGUUUCAACUAUGUCGGCAAGGUUUUGGGCCCCAAAGGUACCACUUUGCAAAACAUUGCCAAACAGUACAAGUGCCACGUCUACGUACUGGGAAGAGGCUCUACUCGUGACAGAAAGCAGGAAGAAGAACUCUUGAAUUCUGGAGAUCCGGCCUACGCUCACUAUGCUGGACCAUUGCAUGUUAAGAUUGAGACCAAUGCACCACCAGCCUUGGCCUAUCAACGUGUCGCCAACGUUCUGGAUGUUCUUAGGCAGCUGUUGCAGCCGGUAAGAUAUUUAAUAUUUUUUGAGUUUUUAUAAUUUUAGGUUUUUUUGAAAAGAAUGGCCGAUAUAUUUAUGGUUCUGAAGUUUUUUAUAAAUUAUAUUAUAGUAGGUGUUCGUAUGGGUCAAAAAUAGUGGAUUUGGUCUACUUUUGAUAAUGGUUUUGAUUAAAAAAUCUAAAAAGAGUAUGUAUGACAUUGUACCUAACAAGGGAAGUGUCUCACCUCAUUCCGGAGAUAUGAAACGGGACUAGGCUCAUUUGAAAGCCUACUUGAAUACAAAUUUAACAAAAAAAAUUUAGCUGCCGAAUAAGCCCCUAAGGCAAGUUAUGACGGUUUAAAAAUUUGCAGUGCUUUUCUUGGUUUGGGUUUGAAAACGAUUGGGAGCGAGAAAGAAAACAAGGGGAACCAAUGAUUCGGUAGUUCAGUGUUUAGGUGUUGGGUUUAGGGGUGAAAGGAGAAGGGUUCGAUCCCUGCCAAUUCGUUUUGCUUUUAACAGCUUCCAAAAAAAAUUUUUUUUGUUUUUUUGUAUUAUAUAGCAUUAAAUAGAGUAGUUUUAAUCAGUUAAAUACAAAAAUUAAGCAAGGUUGCUCAACUUUUUUCCAGAACAUGAAAAAUUUCCAAAAAAUUUUAAAGUUUAAUAAUUUGUCAAAUUGCUUAAUUUUUGUAUUCAAAUGAUUAAAACUAGUCUAUUGACUGUUGUAUAGUAUAAAAAACAAAAAAAAAAUUUUUUUAGAAGCUGUUGAAGCAAAACGAAUUGGCAGGGAUCGAACCCUUCUCCUUUCACCCCUAUACCCAACACCUAACCACUGAACUACCGAAUCAUUGGUUCCCCUUGUUUUCUUUCUCGCUCCCAAUCGUUUUCAAACUCAAACAAAGGAACGCACUGCAAAUUUUUAAACCGUCAUAACUUGCCUUAGGGGCUUAUUCGGCAGCUGAAUUUUUUUUUGUUAAAUUUGUAUUCAAGUAGGCUUUCAAAUGAGCUUAGUCCCGUUUCAUAUCUCCGGAAUGAGGUGAGACACUUCCCUUGUAAAAUAAGGAUUUUUUAAAACGCUAUAGAUUAGUUUGAUGAACUAUAAUGUAGUCAUAAAUGAUCUUAAACUACUAAAUUUCCAUUUUCAGGUCAAGGACACGCACAUCCCAGGCAUCACCACCAUGGGAGAAGGCGGCGACGACAAGAACGAUGAAAAGAACGGCAGUGGCGAAGAGGACGAUGAGGACAAGAUAAAAGGACUAAAACCUCAGCCGAAGACUGGAGGUAACGGUGCACCAAGAGGUGGUGGCGGGUUCCGCGGAGCACCACGAGGCAAUGGCAUGGGACGAGGUGGACCACCAGGCAGAGGUCGCGGAGGACCAGGCGGACCAAUGAGACGAGGCACUGGCGCUCCAAGAGGCGGCGGCUUCAACCCCUAUUAA
Bursaphelenchus okinawaensis is the source of this 2425-nucleotide messenger RNA. Lineage: Eukaryota; Metazoa; Nematoda; Chromadorea; Rhabditida; Aphelenchoididae. The record is from the annotation of a GenBank genome assembly.